AUGAUUGCCCUGGAGUGCCACCGUCUCUGGAGAGCUUGCGCAACCCCUGACAGGACCCCUGCUGUUCACCCUAAAGAGGGCCCCUGGGGCGCCGCCUCUCCUGUGAGGUCCCCUAGGGCGCCACUGCCUCUGGGAGGACCCCUGGCAGCGCCGCCACCAUUAGGAGGGCCCCUGUGGGCGCCACUGCCCCUGGAGGCCCCCAGGGGUACUGCCACCCCUGGAGGUCCUUUGGGGGCGCCGCCACCCUUGGGAGUGCCCCUAGGGGUGCCGCCGCUUCUGGGAGGGCCUUGGGGCGCCUUUGCCCCUGGGAGUACCCUUGCGGCGCCACCGCCUCUUGGUCGUGGUGCCUUAUAUAUGACAUACGUCCAGUAA
Molecule: messenger RNA, 372 nt
Organism: Homarus americanus (American lobster)
Lineage: Eukaryota; Metazoa; Arthropoda; Malacostraca; Decapoda; Nephropidae
Product: proline-rich proteoglycan 2-like
Exons: 1
Coding region: 1-372 (123 amino acids)
Source: RefSeq, a predicted model, not a curated record